Melanaphis sacchari is the source of this 1578-nucleotide messenger RNA. RefSeq lists its product as uncharacterized. NCBI's taxonomy places the organism in Eukaryota, Metazoa, Arthropoda, Insecta, Hemiptera, Aphididae. The record is from RefSeq and is a predicted model, not a curated record. The transcript is spliced from 5 exons. The coding region runs from base 1 to 1095 and encodes 364 amino acids.
AUGUUCAAGUUACAUUACCUGAGGUUGCGAUCGCGGUACAUGCUCUUCUGCUUUAUCGCCAUCUUCUCGUUCAGUAUUUUGUUCCUAAUGUUUCAAAACAGUCUGAGCCGGCCAGCUAUUGAGACGUUGGUCACCGAAACGCACAAGCAGAUCAAUAACUUCAAAAACUUUAAAGACAAUUUGAAAGUGGCCGAGCAAAAAGAAUUAGUGGUUAACGAAGAGUAUUUGUAUGCAUUGGGGUUUGUUUCAAAACCGGCUAUUUAUCCAGAUUCCUCUUGGAAGAACACUACGCUGCCCAUUGUAGUCACAUAUGUGUUAGAUGAUGAACACAGCCAAGCAAUUGGGCUUGUCAUGUGUGUGGCCAAGUAUUUGCCCGACCGUGCAAUACUUGUAUAUAAUCUGGGAAUACCCGAAUACCAACUCCUUCUAAUGCAAUCGUUUUGUACUAAUAGCACUCGGUGUACAAUUAUCAAUUUUGAUCUAUCAAAAUUUCCAUCUCACGUAAGCCGAACACACAUCAAAGCAUAUCGACCUCUUGUAUUACAGGAUGCUUUGAACCGUGCUGGUGCUGUGAUGUUUCUCGAUCCAAAUGUACGAAUAAUAUCUCCAAAUGUCUCAAAACUCUUCACGCUCUACAGCAACAAAUCGAUAGUCGGCUGGGAGACAAGAAUGGCUACAACAACGCUCACACACCCAAAGAUGUUUGAUUAUUUCCGCACACCUGCAGACAAUUUUUUCUUUCUGCCACUGGUCCCAGUCAACAAACUGAUUGUGUACAACACUCUUGAUAUGCAUCAAGACAUCAUGCUACCGUGGAUUCAAUGUGCUCUCAUUAGUGAAUGCAUAUCUCCUAUAGGGGCGCAGACCAAAGGAUGUAGAUAUGACAAGAAACCGCAAUACAGAUAUUCCAGCUGUCAUGGGUAUGAUGUAUCAGCAUUCAACAUUGUGUUGGGUAUACAUUAUCAGUUUGAUAGUACACCUUAUGUCAUCAAAGAAAAUGAAGAUGAUUUUUUUACAAAGGUUUCAACGAGUGAAGCUGAUAAAGAUUUACAAAACUUGAUUUUGAACAUAACAGACACUCCAGCAGUGACUUAAUUGAAUACAUUUAUAAAGUAUUCUUUGUCUAGAUGAUCUUAAUUCGUCAUACAACCUUAACUAACGGAUAAACAUUGACCAAAAAUUAUUUUAAGUCCUAUAUAUUUUUUUGAUACUGUGAUAAUUGAACAUAAAGCCAUGCUAAUGUCCUACUCAAUAUUUGUAUAAGAAAUUAUUAUUAAUCAAGGUUUUGAAUAUUAUUUUAUUCACCAAAACCAAUGUAGUACGGUCAAUUGUGGAUAUUAAAAUACAUUGAUUCGCUGUACAAGUGUGUUGUGGAGAGAAUAAAACAUAACUUUUAUUUGUGAUAUUUUAAAACGUAUUGAGUGUCAGAAAAGUUUUCACUAUUAGUAAAUAUCUGAUAGAUUUCCAGCAUUAUUAUUUAUUACUAACUGAUUACACAUAGGUAUUUGAAUUAUAAAUACAAUUUAAAAUUUUAUUCACUUUUCAAUCUUCUAUUAAUUGCAUUUACAUUAAUUUAAU